Andrographis paniculata is the source of this 669-nucleotide messenger RNA. RefSeq lists its product as uncharacterized. Bases 254 to 529 code for a protein of 91 amino acids. The transcript has a single exon. The record is from RefSeq and is a predicted model, not a curated record. Lineage: Eukaryota; Viridiplantae; Streptophyta; Magnoliopsida; Lamiales; Acanthaceae.
UUCCGUGGGCUUCACACUUCUUGCAAGCUCCAUGGACCCCAGCGCCAGAUCAUCCCAACCCAUCGGACGGCCCAGAUUAAUCCCCAUUACCAGUUCACAAAUUAAAGCGUCCAAGCAAGAAGAAAUCCCCACCGUUGAUUCUCUUCCAUCACAAGCCAAUUGAAACAUCAAAUAUAUAUAUAUAUAUAUAUGUAUAUCGUCUGCUAUAAUCGAUUGAUUUGAUUCAAAUUAAAAACUAAAACUGAAAUCGAAAAUGGAAUUGGAAGAAAUUGGAAGCAUGGCGUGGAAGAUAGGGCUGUUCGUGGUGGUGCAAGGGCUGGUUUAUCUGAUCCUCUCACAGUCCUCUAAUGUCUUCUCCAGAAGACCCGCCGGAGUCGGAAGCUUCAGGCCGGCGGCGGCGCGGUCGCUCAGCAUCCAGCGAUGGGCGGCCGCGCUCGCCGACGUGCCGGCCGCCAGCGCCGACUCGCCGUCGCCGAGGUGGACCGCCGGCGGGUUUUUCCGGUCGUUCAGUGGUGGUAGGGAUCGUUAGUUCUUCCUAGCUCCUCAUAUUAUUAGUUAAUUAAUUAAUUAGGGUUUGAUUAUUAUAUGUUGUGUUAAUUAAUUGUUGGUGUAUGUGAUGAAUUGAAGAAGCUUUGGUUCAUGGAUAUAUAUGGAUUCUCUCUAUGAAUA